Messenger RNA from Oppia nitens, 1294 nucleotides. RefSeq names its product D-beta-hydroxybutyrate dehydrogenase, mitochondrial-like. The coding region runs from base 83 to 1213 and encodes 376 amino acids. The transcript is spliced from 3 exons. Gene Ontology annotation, molecular function: oxidoreductase activity. The record is from RefSeq and is a predicted model, not a curated record. NCBI's taxonomy places the organism in Eukaryota, Metazoa, Arthropoda, Arachnida, Sarcoptiformes, Oppiidae.
UAAGUUAAAUAUUUUAUCAAUUAAUAUUUAAAAAUUUUAAUCAAAAUUUUUAUUAAUUUAAAUUAAUUUUCAAUAGUUAAAUAUGUGGUUAAUAAAAAAGUUAACAAAUAUAAUACAAUUACAAUAUUUGCUAACUAUUGGCACAUUAUUAUUGUUAAUAAAUUUUAGUGGUUUUAUCUCAAACUUGUUUCAAACAAUAAGUUUAUUUGCAUUUUUGUCGAUCAUUUCGUGGUUAAUCACCAAAAAGAUCCGCAAAUAUUACAACAACAAUAAAUUUGUGACUUCAUAUAAAAGAGCUGUUUUGAUAACAGGUUGUGACAGUGGUUUCGGUAAUGCAUUGGCUCAGACACUCAAUGAACAUGGAUUCAGAGUCUAUGCCACAGUAUUGGACACCGAUAGCGACGGCGCCAAGAAAUUAGCGACCAGUGCUCGGUUUGAUGGUAUGACUACAGUGUUAAGGAUGGAUGUGACAAAUGAUGAGGAAGUGAAUGCAGUUUACGAACAAAUUGCAAAAGAGUUGCAACAAAACGGUGAACAACUGUGGGCUGUCGUCAACAAUGCCGGUCUGUUUACUUCGGGACCAUUAGACUGGGGAACUGUAGACAGCUAUAAACGUAUAUUUGAAGUCAACACUUUUGGCACUGUUAGAGUCGCGCGUACUUUCCUGCCAUUGAUUAGACAAUCAAAAGGUCGUAUUGUAAAUCUGGUGUCAAUUUGUGGACGCUUUACGUCACCUAACGUUUCAAUAUAUUCAAUGAGCAAACACGCCGUCACCUCUUUCUCGGACGCAUUGAGACGAGAGACAACCAAAUGGGGAAUCAAAGUAUCGACUAUUGAGCCAACAAUCUAUAAGACACCGAUGGCUACCACUGACUACCAGUUUCAAGAGACUGAAAGACUAUGGUCUGAGACCAGCGAUAGUGUACAACAAGUCUACGGUCGCCAGUAUUGUACAGAGUUUAUGAAAUUGUCGGCAAAUAAACGAUUUCAAAAUAUUUACGGCCAAAAUAUCAACGAUGUUAUCGACAAAUUGGUGGACGCCGUCCGUAAUGUCGAUCCGCAGAUCAGUUACGAAGUCGUACCCAAUUAUCUGUGGUCUGUCUUUCUGUUUGUUGAACAGCUUCUACCGUACGAGUUGUCCGAUUGGAUGAACACUAAUCGUUUAAGUAGUUUAUUAUUUCCCGUUCCCAAUGAACUCAAAAAGCGACACUAAUUAAGUCACUGAUUAUUUUAUUUUUUUAGUUAAAUAUAAUACAAAUUUAAUUAUUACAAUUAAAUUUACAUAACUAUUCAA